This is a messenger RNA of Closterium sp. NIES-67, 3059 nucleotides long. The record is from the annotation of a GenBank genome assembly. NCBI's taxonomy places the organism in Eukaryota, Viridiplantae, Streptophyta, Zygnematophyceae, Desmidiales, Closteriaceae.
GACCUAGAUUCCAUUUUGAUUCAAGCUCCUCGCUGGCUUAGUGUUACUGAAGCACGUAUUGCUGCUGCUCUAGAAAAGGCCUUACUGAUUCCGACAUUCUGCUCGCUAUGCUGUUCGGUGAAAUGUGUGCAUGCCUCUAGAGAGGCGUCGAUCUUGUCAUCGUGUCGAAAUUCAGGUUCAAGCUCAGGAGGAAGCUUUGGCUUCUGUGGUGUAGGCUCCGGCGUUUGUUGAGCGUAGCCAUGCUUCCAGACAUGCCGAUGGACCUUUUUCGGUCCGAGGAGAUGCAGUUAGUGCAGCUUAUCAUUCCCGCCGAAGCUGCACAUAACACCAUCGCUCAUCUUGGGGAGAUCGGUCUACUGCAGUUUAGGGAUUUAAAUCCGGACAAGAGCCCAUUUCAGCGAACCUAUGCAAAUCAGGUUAAGCGAUGCGGGGAAAUGGCUCGAAAGCUUCGCUAUUUCAAGGAUCAAUCCGUGAAGGCCGGAAUUCUUCCCAGUAGUCCAGCGCCUUUGGACAAGGAUUUUGACCUUGACGACUUGGAGAUCAAAUUGGCCGAGCUGGAGGCGGAAUUGCUGGAGAUAAAUGCUAACGCUGAGAAGCUUCUCCGAAGCCGAAAUGAGCUGAAUGAAUUACAGCUCGUCCUUGAAAAGAUGGACGCUGCUGUUCACCAGAGAGAGUUUGAAGAAGCAAGCUCAGGCCGGGAAAUAACAUCUGACACAGCUUUGCUAUUGGAGCAGGUGGUACAUGAUACUGGUCACACGAACUCACUUGAGCAGUCUCUUCCUCAGGAAAUGGUCUCAGACCCAGGCAAGCAGAUGCGCCUUGGCUUCGUUACAGGGCUUGUCCCUAAGGUCAAAGCUGCAACAUUCGAGAGGAUUCUGUUUCGAGCAACUCGUGGAAACAUGUACCUUAAGCAGGAGGAGCUUGACGAGCCAGUAGUGGAUCCGGCAACAGCAGAAGAGGUGGAGAAGGUGGUCUUCGUUGUGUUCUUUGCUGGUGAGCGAGCUCGGACCAAGAUCAUGAAGAUCUGUGAGGCGUUCGGUGCAAAUCGUUACCCUUUCCCAGAGGACCCACAGAAGCAGAGGCAAAUGCAUUCAGAGGUGAUUGCACGGUUAUCAGAGUUGCAGACCACCAUUGAUGCAGGCAACAGACACAGAGAUAGCUUGCUGAACAACAUAAGCUACCAGAUUGAGAACUGGGCAAGCCUGGUUCGGAGGGAAAAGGCCAUUUACCACAUACUGAACCAGCUGUCCAUUGAUGUCACUCGCAAGUGCCUUCUGGCAGAGGCAUGGUGCCCUGUUUAUGCAAAGUCCGAGAUUCAAGAUGCUCUUCAUCGUGCAGUGACCAUGAGCAAGGCCGACGUGGGUACCAUCUUCCAGACGAUUCGGUCUGGCGAGUCCCCUCCCACGUAUUUUAAGACCAACAAGUUCACUGUUGCUUUCCAAGGGAUCAUCGAUGCUUACGGCAUGGCACGGUACCGGGAGGCCAACCCUGGAGUUUUUACCAUCAUCACCUUUCCUUUCCUCUUCGCCGUCAUGUUUGGUGACUGGGGUCAUGGCAUCCUGAUGCUCCUUGCAUCCCUUUGGCUUGUCAAGAACGAGAGGAAGUUGGGCUCACAGAAACUUGGCGAUAUCAUGGAGAUGGUUUAUGGAGGCCGCUAUCUCAUCCUGCUCAUGUCUAUCUUCUCCAUCUACACUGGCUUCAUCUACAACGAGUUCUUUGCUGUCGCCUUCGACUUUGCCAUAUUUGGUGGCUCGGCAUACACUUGCCGCUCCCCAGACUGCGGUGAUGCUGCCUCUGCUGGUUUGGUUAAGACAGGCAACACAUAUCUCUUUGGGGUAGACCCCCGGUGGAAGGGCUCACGCACAGAGCUGCCCUUUCUGAACUCGCUAAAGAUGAAGAUGAGCAUUGUGCUGGGAGUCACUCACAUGUUCCUGGGCCUUGGUCUCAGCCUCUGCAACGCCCUCUUCUUUGACCUGCCUCUCAACAUUUGGUACGAGUUCAUCCCACAGGUCCUCUUUCUGGCUUCGCUGUUCGGCUACCUCUCUCUGCUCAUCAUCGUCAAGUGGGUCACAGCGUCUCAAGCUGACCUGUACCACGUCAUGAUCUACAUGUUCCUCAACCCCGCUGAGCCACUCGGAGAGAACCAGUUGUUCUGGGGCCAAGGAACUCUCCAGAUCGUUCUGUUGCUUAUUGCACUGGUUUCAGUUCCAUGGAUGCUUUUCCCGAAGCCGCUGAUUCUACGAGCUGAGCACAUGAAGAAGCGUCAAGGGCGAGCCUACGCAGCACUGAACUCAGACAAUGAACUGUAUGAGAUGGAGGCGCUGCAUCCAGGGGAGGAGGGGCACGUGCAGCAGCAUCACCAUGAGGAUGAGUUUGAGUUCGGAGAGGUGAUGGUGCAUCAGAUGAUUCAUACCAUUGAGUUUGUACUGGGCGCUGUCUCCAACACGGCAUCGUACCUGCGUCUCUGGGCCCUCAGCUUGGCACAUGCGGAGCUUUCAGCUGUCUUCUUUGAGCGAGUCCUGCUUCCAGCAUUUGAGUCUGGAAACAUCAUCUUCAUUAUCAUUGGCUUCUUUGUCUUCGCAUCAGCAACUGUCGGUGUGCUUCUACUCAUGGAGACUCUCAGUGCUUUCCUGCACGCUCUUCGUCUGCACUGGGUUGAGUUCAUGAACAAGUUCUACACUGGAGAUGGCUACAAGUUUCAACCAUUCUCCUUCGAUACAAUCACAGAUGACGAAGAGUAGAACACAACAUGAUGUUUGCAGCAUGCUUCUAGUUAGUAUUCAUUCAUGAGCUGCCACGACUCUAACCCUCCUUAACGACUAGUUACCAGCUGAUAAUAGUUUUUACGUAAAAGGGUGUUUUGUAGUAAUCAUUGUCAACUUAUACAUAUUAUCUAUGUAGAAGUUAUAGGCUAGACUGAGGUAUGCUUCUAGUGAGUACAACCAACUAGUAUUUGUUCUAGGUUUCCACCUCUACUGCACUUACAGUUAAGUUCAGCCAUGUUGUCACACUUCUGUUUAUCACUGAACUGUUGUAAGGGGACACCUAGAGCACUAAUU